Molecule: messenger RNA, 1413 nt
Organism: Nerophis lumbriciformis (worm pipefish)
Lineage: Eukaryota; Metazoa; Chordata; Actinopteri; Syngnathiformes; Syngnathidae
Source: RefSeq, a predicted model, not a curated record
UUUUGCAUAUUUUAAUCAAUUCAUAAAACGUCAUUGACUGUGGAAUGCAGUCAUUUUAACGUGAGCCCGCGUUGCGACAAGCGCGUCACACUACGUCACAAAGAGGCGUGACGUUGUACCAUAGAAACAUGUGUAUGUGUUUUGGACAUUUCCAGCAGAUGUAGGCUGUAUUUUCUCAUAAUCUUGAAGUUAUUUUUACCGGAUGGCUUUUGUUUCAAAUAGCCAGCGAGGUAAAAAUGGAACCUACGUGUUCUCUAGUCGACCCAGACCUGUUGAGAGCCGAUCCAAAUGCAGUUCUGGAUCCCCCACGGAGCAAUCUCAGUAUGGAAGUAUUAUGUAUGAUCGGCGUGUCAUCAGGGGAGGCAGCCGUUCACAACAUGUGUUGCCGGCCAAGUCAGCAAUGCAGGCCGCCGACAUCCAGCAGCAGCACAGCUUCCGGGGGAGGUCUGUGGAUCUCAUGCGGUCCAGAGAAGCGUGGUUCAAGUCCGGUGACGCCGUGCCCGGUAGAAAACACGUUGACGUGCAAACCGAGUCUUACCUGGAAGAGCUGAGUCUCAUUUUGGUGACUAAAAAUAUCGACUGCCAAACCGAUAGCUUCCUCGAUCGACCCGCAUCUCCGCUCUUCAUCCCUGCCAAAUCCGGCGAUGACGUCGCAACGCAGAUCGAGGUCGGGGAGCUGUUCGACUUCGACCGGGAGGUGCAGCCGUUGUUGGAGGUCCUGGUGGGGAAGACCAUUGAGCAGUCCCUCCUGGAGGUGCUGGAGGAGGAAGAACUCGCCUGCCUGAGGGCCCAGCAGAGGGCCUUCGAACAGCUGAGAAAUGCUGAGUUGGCGGAGCUGCAGCGCCUGCAGGAACAGGAGCGGCGGCGCAACGAAGAGAAGGAGUGCAGGAUCGCCCAGCAGAGGGAGGCAGUGAGGAAGGAAAAAGAAACCUCAGAGAUGAUCGCCGCUCAGGCGUGUGCGCAGCAGUUUCUGUCCAAACUUUUCCCCGCGGUCUUUGCCUCGCUGAGGAGACACGGAUACUUUUACGACCCCGUAGAAAGAGACAUCGAAACCAAUUUCUUCCAGUGGCUGAUGGUGGCAGUAAACGACACUCUGGAGAAAAGGAACUCAGCCAGACUGUUGCUGGACACCAUUAUUCAUGAUAUUGCUAUGACCAGCCAGGACUUCUUUGCGGACCUGGAGCCGAUCAAACUUGACAAAUAGACUUGAAAACGAGAUUCAAGGAACCUGCUUUUUAAAAAAAGGUGUGUUCUCAACAGUGUUGGGUUAGUUACUGAAAACCAGUAACUAGUUACAGUUACUAGUUACUUUAUUUCAAAAGUAACUCAGUUACUAACUCAGUUACUUAAACCAAAAAGUAAUGCGUUACUGUGAAAAGUAACUAUUUAGUUACUUACCGUAUUUUCCGCACU